GGUAUAUCCAAAGCAUCGUGUUUGGAGCUGAUAGAUCGAGCGGCGGAAGCGCUCGGCAGUAGAUGGCGGAGGAGAAAUAUAAUCGGAGGAAUCCGGCGGUGAAGCGGAUCCUCCAAGAGUUGAAAGAGAUGCAGUCAAAUCCCUCAGACGAUUUCAUGAGCCUUCCCCUAGAGGAAAAUAUAUUCGAGUGGCAAUUUGCGAUUUUGGGACCUCGCGAUUCGGAGUUUGAAGGAGGGAUCUAUCACGGAAGAAUUCAGUUGCCUGCAGAUUACCCGUUCAAGCCCCCUUCCUUCAUGCUGCUAACUCCAAAUGGGCGUUUUGAGACUCAGACAAAGAUAUGCCUGAGCAUAUCGAACCAUCAUCCUGAGCAUUGGCAGCCGUCAUGGAGUGUUCGUACAGCUCUGGUUGCUUUGAUAGCCUUUAUGCCAACCAACCCUGGUGGCGCGUUGGGCUCCCUUGACUAUCCCAAGGGGGAAAGACGCCAACUUGCUAUCAAGUCACGCGAAACUGCGCCUGUAUACGGCAACACAGAACGGCAAAAGCUAAUCAAUGAGGUCCAUCAAUACAUGCUC
This is a messenger RNA of Phalaenopsis equestris, 572 nucleotides long. Its product is annotated as ubiquitin-conjugating enzyme E2 32. The record is from RefSeq and is a predicted model, not a curated record. The transcript is spliced from 5 exons. Lineage: Eukaryota; Viridiplantae; Streptophyta; Magnoliopsida; Asparagales; Orchidaceae. The annotation marks the transcript as partial.